AGCAUGGGGUUAUUUGUAGUUUUUCCAUAUUUCUGAUUCGGUUUGUAACCUCAUCGGCCGGAAAUUAUAGCCGCAUUUUAGUCAAUAUUUCACUGAUUCUAUGUACGUAUCACCUGCGCUUGAGGAGCAGGAAAACGAACCAGUCCCAAAGGUGGGAAAGAGAAGGCAAAACUUCUCUCACUGAAAACCCUAAUUUCCUGUUUCUUCCAUCUCUAAAACUGGUCCAAAUCACGUGUGUUCCUUAUAUUCGCAGGGAUUCUAUUUCUAACUCAAGCUCAGAACUGGGAUUAGGGUUUUUCCUAUCCUACAAUGGCUCAUCUGGGGGGAGGAGCUGAAGCCCAUGCUAGGUUCAAGCAAUAUGAGUACAGAGCAAAUUCAAGCCUGGUUUUAACAACGGAUAACAGGCCAAGAGACACUCAUGAACCGACUGGUGAACCGGAGUCUCUUUAUGGAAAGAUUGACCCGAAAACUUUUGGUGAUAGAGCAGCUCGAGGAAAGCCACCUGAGCUCGAAGAGAAGCUCAAGAAGUCAAAGAAAAAGAAGGAUCGGGAGCCCCCUCUGGUUCCAGAGACUCAGAGAAGAGACCCCAAAAGAAGGAGACUUGAAGAAGAGAGCGUUCUCUCUAUAUCGGAGGAUGGAGUCUACCAACCCAAAACCAAGGAUACAAGAGCUGCUUAUGAGAUCUUACUUAGCUUAAUUCAGCAACAAUUUGGGGGCCAACCCCAAGAUAUUCUUAGAGGAGCAGCUGAUGAGGUCUUAUCAGUCCUCAAGAAUGAGAAAAUCAAAGACCCAGAUAAGAAGAAGGAGAUUGAAAAGCUUUUGAACCCCAUAACGCCCCAACUUUUUACGAAUUUGGUUUCAGUGGGGAAAUUGAUCACUGAUUAUCAUGAUGGGGUUGAAACUGGGCUUGGUUCAAGUGGAGAUGGAGAGGCUUUGGACGAUGAUAUUGGGGUGGCUGUUGAAUUUGAAGAGGAUGAAGAAGAAGAAGAAAGUGAUUUGGAUCAAGUUCAGGAGGAAACUGAUAACGAUGAGGAAGAUGAUGGGGAAAAUGCUAAGGAUACCUCAGCUAUGCAAAUGGGUGGCUUAGAUGAUGAUGAUGUAGAGGAAGCAGAUGAAGGCUUGAAUGUUCAGGAUAUUGAUGCUUACUGGCUUCAAAGGAAGAUCACCCAAGCUUAUACAGAUAUCGAUCCCCAGCACAGCCAGAAGCUCGCUGAAGAGGUCUUGAAAAUAUUGGCUGAAGGCGAUGAUAGAGACGUCGAGAAUAGGCUUGUUAUGCUAUUGGAUUAUGACAAAUUCGAUCUUAUAAAGUUGUUGUUGAGGAAUAGGCUUAAAGUGGUUUGGUGCACCCGUUUGGCUAGGGCAGAGGACCAAAAACAGAGGAAAUCAAUUGAGGAGGAGAUGAUGGAUGGGGGCCCUGGACUAGUUGCAAUAUUGGAGCAGCUCCAUGCUACUAGGGCAACCGCUAAGGAGCGGCAAAAGAAUCUUGAGAAGAGCAUUAGGGAUGAAGCUCGAAGGUUGAAAGAUGAUGGUGAUAGAGAGAGAAGGCUUGAGAGAGAUGGCUUUCCAGUGGAGAAUAGCUGGUUGAAAGGGCAAAGGCACUUGCUCGAUUUAGAAAUCCUUGCAUUUCAAAAAGGUGGGCUUCUAAUGGCAAACAAGAAAUGUGAGCUCCCCCCUGGUUCUUAUCGUACCCCAAAAAAAGGUUAUGAGGAGGUGCAUGUACCAGCCUUGAAGCCAAAACCCAUGGCUCCGGGUGAAGAAUUGAUAAAGAUAGCAGUUUUACCGGAAUGGGCUCAACCAGCUUUCAGUGAAAUGAAGCAACUCAAUCGGGUGCAAAGCCGGGUCUAUGAAACUGCCCUUUUUACCCCUGAGAAUAUCCUCUUGUGUGCCCCUACAGGGGCUGGAAAGACCAAUGUCGCCAUGCUCACUAUACUUCAACAACUUGGUUUGCACCGCAAUGCUGAUGGGUCUUUUGACAACAGCAGUUACAAGAUUGUCUAUGUGGCUCCAAUGAAAGCUUUGGUUGCAGAGGUGGUUGGAAACUUGUCGAAAAGGUUACAGGCCUAUGGGGUCUCAGUUAAGGAGCUUACAGGUGACCAGACACUCUCUCGCCAACAAAUCGAAGAGACACAAAUAAUUGUUACGACCCCAGAGAAGUGGGAUAUUAUAACAAGGAAAUCAGGCGACCGUACGUACACCCAACUCGUUAAACUGCUUAUAGUUGAUGAGAUUCACCUUCUCCAUGAUAACAGGGGGCCUGUGCUCGAAAGCAUUGUUUCCAGAACUGUUAGACAAAUCGAGACCACAAAGGAGCACAUACGGCUUGUGGGUCUCUCUGCAACUCUUCCUAAUUACCAGGAUGUAGCUUUGUUUUUACGGGUUGAUAAGGAUAAAGGGCUAUUUCACUUUGACAAUAGCUAUAGGCCUUGCCCCCUUGCCCAACAAUAUAUUGGUAUUACAGUGAAGAAGCCCCUCCAAAGGUUCCAGUUGAUGAAUGAUAUAUGUUACAAGAAGGUUGAGGCUAUUGCUGGGAAGCACCAGGUUCUGGUUUUUGUCCAUUCAAGGAAAGAAACAGCGAAAACUGCUCGAGCCAUAAGAGAUACAGCAUUAGCGAACGACACAUUGGGUCGUUUCCUAAAGGAAGAUAGUGUAAGUCGUGAGAUUCUUCAGAGUGAAGCUGAAAAUGUUAAGAGCACUGAACUCAAAGACCUUUUGCCCUAUGGGUUUGCCAUUCAUCAUGCCGGUAUGACCAGGGCUGAUCGUACACUUGUUGAGGAACUAUUCUCUGAUAGCCAUAUUCAAGUUUUGGUUUCAACUGCUACUCUUGCAUGGGGGGUGAAUUUGCCUGCUCAUACAGUGAUUAUAAAGGGUACCCAAAUUUAUAACCCUGAGAAAGGAAUAUGGACUGAGCUGAGCCCAUUGGAUGUUAUGCAAAUGCUUGGUCGAGCUGGAAGGCCCCAGUAUGAUACUUAUGGAGAGGGGAUAAUCUUGACUGGGCACAGUGAGCUGCAAUAUUAUCUCUCUCUAAUGAACGAGCAAUUGCCCAUUGAGAGUCAGUUUGUGUCCAAGCUGGCUGAUCAGCUGAAUGCUGAGAUUGUUCUUGGGACUGUUCAGAAUGCAAGGGAGGCGUGCACUUGGCUUGGGUAUACAUAUUUGUAUAUCCGUAUGCUUCGGAAUCCAGUUCUUUAUGGCUUGACGACUGAUGCAAUAGAAAAAGAUAAAACCUUGGAGGAGCGACGGGCUGACUUGGUUCAUUCUGCUGCAACUAUCCUUGACAAAAAUAAUUUGGUCAAAUAUGAUAGGAAGAGUGGGUACUUUCAGGUGACAGAUUUGGGUCGUAUUGCUAGUUACUAUUAUAUAUCUCAUGGAACAAUAUCUACAUAUAAUGAACAUUUGAAGCCAACAAUGGGUGACAUUGAACUCUGUCGGUUGUUUUCCCUAAGUGAAGAAUUUAAAUAUGUUACUGUGAGGCAAGAUGAGAAGAUGGAGCUUGCAAAGCUCCUGGAUCGUGUGCCUAUACCUGUAAAGGAGAGUUUGGAAGAACCCUGUGCAAAGAUCAAUGUUCUGCUCCAGGCAUAUAUUUCGCAGCUAAAGCUCGAAGGACUUUCUCUGGCUUCUGAUAUGGUGUAUAUUACUCAGAGCGCAGGGCGGCUAUUACGUGCACUUUUUGAGAUUGUGCUAAAAAGGGGAUGGGCCCAACUGGCUGAGAAGGCUCUGAACUUGUGCAAGAUGGUUGGAAAGCGCAUGUGGAGUGUCCAGACACCCCUAAGGCAGUUUAAGGGUAUACCAAAUGACAUCCUGAUGAAGAUUGAGAAGAAGGAUCUAGCCUGGGAGCGGUACUAUGACCUCUCUUCUCAAGAGAUUGGGGAGCUUAUUCGAUUUCCAAAGAUGGGCAAAACUCUUCACAAAUUCAUACAUCAGUUCCCAAAGCUAAACUUAGCAGCCAAUGUCCAGCCCAUUACACGCACUGUUCUGAGGGUUGAACUCACAAUAACCCCUGAUUUCCAAUGGGACGAGAAGGUCCAUGGCUAUGUCGAACCCUUUUGGGUAAUUGUUGAGGACAAUGAUGGAGAAUACAUACUCCACCAUGAGUACUUCAUGCAAAAGAUGCAAUACAUUGAUGAAGACCACACGUUGAAUUUCACAGUCCCAAUCUAUGAGCCCCUUCCUCCGCAGUACUUUAUUCGUGUUGUCUCAGAUAAGUGGUUGGGUUCUCAGACUGUAUUGCCUGUUUCUUUCAGGCACCUUAUUUUACCGGAAAAAUACCCCCCACCAACCGAGCUUUUGGACCUGCAACCUCUUCCUGUGACUGCAUUGAGAAACCCCUCUUGUGAAGCUCUUUAUCAAGAUUUCAAGCAUUUUAACCCCAUCCAAACUCAAGUGUUCACUGUUCUUUACAACUCAGAUGACAAUGUUUUGGUUGCAGCACCCACAGGUAGUGGGAAGACCAUAUGUGCAGAAUUUGCUCUGUUGAGGAACCAUCAGAAAGGCCCUGAUAGCAUUAUGAGAGUUGUUUAUAUAGCCCCAAUUGAAGCUCUUGCCAAGGAAAGAUAUAGGGAUUGGGAGCAAAAGUUUGGAAAAGGCUUGGGAUUGAGAGUGGUCGAGCUCACUGGGGAGACGGCAACCGAUCUCAAGCUCUUGGAAAAAGCCCAAGUAAUUAUCGGCACACCUGAGAAAUGGGAUGCCCUUUCUCGUAGAUGGAAACAGCGGAAGCAUGUUCAACAGGUGAGCCUCUUUAUAGUUGACGAGCUCCACCUGAUCGGUGGUCAAGGGGGACCAGUUUUGGAGGUUAUCGUCUCAAGAAUGAGGUAUAUUUCGAGCCAAGUUGAGAAUAAGAUUCGAAUAGUAGCUCUCUCUACCUCUCUAGCAAAUGCGAAGGAUCUUGGAGAAUGGAUUGGAGCCACCUCUCAUGGCCUUUUUAACUUCCCACCUGGUGUUCGCCCUGUGCCCCUUGAGAUCCACAUUCAAGGGAUAGACAUAGCCAAUUUUGAAGCUCGAAUGCAAGCCAUGACAAAGCCCACAUACACUGCCGUAGUUCAACAUGCAAAGGUGGGGAAGCCCGCUCUUGUUUACGUUCCCACAAGGAAGCAUGCCAGGCUAACCGCCCUUGACUUGGUCACGUAUGCUAAUGCAGAGAGUGGAGAGAAGUCAUCCUUCUUGCUCCAACCUGAAGAAGUCUUGGAGCCCUUCAUUUCUAGGGUUAGCGAGCCGGCCUUAAGUGCUGCCCUCAGACAUGGGGUAGGUUAUAUACAUGAGGGGUUGAGUAGCAUAGACCAAGACGUGGUAUCGCACCUCUUCAGUGCAGGUUGCAUCCAAGUUUGUGUAUCAAGCAGCUCCAUGUGUUGGGGGACCCCAUUAUUGGCCCAUUUGGUUGUGGUUAUGGGAACCCAAUACUAUGAUGGCCGAGAAAAUGCGCACACUGAUUACCCCAUCACUGACCUCUUACAAAUGAUGGGUCAUGCCAGUAGGCCACUCCAAGAUAACUCCGGCAAGUGCGUGAUCUUAUGCCAUGCUCCACGAAAGGAAUAUUAUAAGAAGUUUGUUUAUGAGUCGUUUCCUGUGGAGAGCCAUUUGCAGCACUUUCUGCACGAUAAUCUUAAUGCCGAGGUGGUGGUUGGGAUCAUCGAGAGCAAGCAAGAUGCAGUUGAUUAUCUCACUUGGACCUUCAUGUAUAGGAGGCUCUCUCAGAACCCAAAUUAUUAUAACCUUCAAGGGGUGAGCCACAGGCACCUCUCAGACCACCUUUCAGAACUUGUAGAGAAUACUCUUUCAAACUUGGAAGCGAGCAAGUGUGUGGCAAUAGAGGAGGACAUGGACCUCUCCCCAUUGAACCUCGGCAUGAUAGCUUCUUACUACUAUAUAAGCUACACCACCAUAGAGAGAUUCAGUUCUUUGCUCACAGCGAAGACGAAGCUUAAGGGGCUUAUUGAAAUAUUGGCUUCAGCUUCUGAGUAUGCUGAUCUUCCAAUACGACCAGGCGAGGAGGAAAUGAUAAGGAAGCUCAUCAACCAUCAAAGGUUCUCAGUUGAGAAGCCACGGUACACUGACCCUCAUUUGAAGGCAAAUGCUUUGUUACAGGCCCACUUUUCAAGGCACACGGUGGUAGGGAACUUGGCAGCGGACCAGCGUGAGGUUUUACUAUCAGCCAACAGGCUCCUCCAAGCCAUGGUCGAUGUCAUAUCGAGCAAUGGGUGGCUGGUACUAGCUCUUUCGGCCAUGGAGCUUAGUCAAAUGGUGACCCAAAGCAUGUGGGACAAGGACUCAGUGCUCUUGCAACUCCCCCACUUCACAAGGGAGCUUGCUAAAAAGUGCAAAGAAAACCCAGGCAAGAGCAUCGAGACCAUAUUUGACCUCCUUGAAAUGGAGGAUGAUGAGAGGCGUGAUCUCUUGCAAAUGUCGGAUUCCCAACUCUUAGACAUCGCCAAGUAUUGCAAUCGGUUUCCUAACAUAGACAUGUCCUAUGAAGUUUUGGAAGGAGAGGUUGCUGGAGCAGGAGAGAAUGUUAUUCUUCAAGUUACUUUAGAGAGAGACCUUGAGGGGAGGUCGGAGGUGGGGCCCGUUGAUGCCCCAAGAUACCCGAAGGCCAAGGAGGAAGGUUGGUGGUUGGUGGUUGGGGAUUUUAAGCUCAAUCAGUUGCUUGCCAUUAAGAGGGUUUCUUUGCAGAGGAAAUCCAAGGUGAAGCUUGAGUUCCCGGCGCCUUCUGAGGUGGGGAAGAAGGAGUAUACACUGUAUUUUAUGUGCGACUCUUAUCUUGGAUGUGACCAAGAGUAUAACUUUACCAUCGAUGUGAAGGAAGCAAUGGAAGGGGAUGGAGGUGGAAAUGAGUGACUGGCCUCUUGAUAUUAUGUGUUCAUGGGUGCAGGGUGGAUGCUUUGUUUAAAGUAGGGUGGGCCUCUUGAUCCUCUGAUCAUGGGUGCAGGGUGGAUGCUUUGUUUAAAGUAGGGUGGCAUUUUUCGGGUAAUUUUCUUUUAUGUUCACUUCCUGUUUCAUUGACGCUUAUUAGAUAAAAGAUCGCUUCUUUCUUUUAUGUUCACUUCCUGUUUUUUUUUUGGUCUACACUAGGAUUUUGUUUUUUUGGUCUCUGCUUUCUUUUCUUGCUCACUUUCUUCCUAGGGAGCACAUUUAAAUGCCCUUCUUGCCUAGGAGAAACAUCAACGUGUUGUGAGCUUUUCUUUGUGUUUCUGGUUUGGUUGUGUUGGUGGACCAUGAUCCUUUAA
Messenger RNA from Amborella trichopoda, 7214 nucleotides. RefSeq names its product DExH-box ATP-dependent RNA helicase DExH12. Gene Ontology annotation, cellular component: nucleus. Gene Ontology annotation, molecular function: nucleic acid binding; ATP binding; ATP hydrolysis activity. NCBI's taxonomy places the organism in Eukaryota, Viridiplantae, Streptophyta, Magnoliopsida, Amborellales, Amborellaceae. The record is from RefSeq and is a predicted model, not a curated record.